Exophiala bonariae is the source of this 879-nucleotide messenger RNA. RefSeq lists its product as uncharacterized. Lineage: Eukaryota; Fungi; Ascomycota; Eurotiomycetes; Chaetothyriales; Herpotrichiellaceae. Gene Ontology annotation, molecular function: oxidoreductase activity, acting on the CH-OH group of donors, NAD or NADP as acceptor. Bases 1 to 879 code for a protein of 292 amino acids. The transcript has 3 exons. The record is from RefSeq and is a predicted model, not a curated record.
AUGGCACAAAGAGCCCAGCAGAUUGCUUCACACCUAAACUAUCCUGCCGGCUUACUCGCAGGGCAGGUUGCUAUUGUCACAGGCUCUGGACAAGGCAUCGGCGAAGAAACCGCCCGCCUCUUUGCGAAUGAAGGUGCUAAAGUCAUUAUCGCAGACGUAGACAGUGCGAAAGGUGAUGCGGUAGCCAAGUCCAUCAACGAUGCCUUACCAGGACGAGCAAUCUCAGUACCCGGCGACGUGACGGAUCCCAACUACUUCCCCGUUUUGGUAUCGAAAGCUGCAGAGUUUGGCAAUGGCAAGAUUCAUAUUAUUGUCAACAAUGCCGGGUAUACAUGGGAUGGUGUCAUCCACAAGAUCACCGACAAGCAGUGGGACACCAUCAUUGCGGUACACUGUACAGCUCCCUUCCGGCUGAUCAGACAGGCCGCACCUUAUUUCAGAGUUAAGGAUGGCGAGAAGAGAAAUAUUAUCAAUAUCUCUAGCACGAGUGGUACACACGGAAACGCUGGUCAGGCAAACUACAGCUUGGCCAAAGCAGGCGUUGUAGGCUUGACCAAGACAAUUGCCAAAGAAUGGGGACCACAGUUCGGUGUACGUGCCAACACGAUUGCCUUUGGACAUAUCGAUACACGUUUGACACGAGCUAAAGAGUCCGGGGCCUUCAUCACCACAGCCGAUGGCCAGCGUGUCGCUCUUGGUAUUCCGGGCGCCCAGAUAGCAGAUCGCAAGGGUUCUCCGGAUGCCGCGUACAAGGAUAUCCCCCUCGGCCGUCCUGGUACAGCGACCGAGGCUGCUGGCUCGAUCCUUGGUGUUGUCAGCCCUUUCUUCAGCUAUGUCAAUGGACAGACCAUCGAAGUUACUGGUGGUCGGGGAAUUUGA